GUUAAAUUUUAUAAUACAUAAUAAAUAGUUUUAAAUAUUAUCAGCAUUUAUGAAAUAAUAAACAAGCAGCAAAGAAUCAUAUUUAUAAUAAACAAAUAAUAGUUUUAGGUUGUUUUGCCCAUUUUUUUUUUUAAAAUUUAAAUUGUAUUAUUAAUUAGUAAAACCCAAAUAUAUAUAAAUAAAAUUCAACAUUAUAAAACCAAUGAACUUUAAUAAUAUACAGAUAUAAUCAUGGAUCUAUAUUGUCAAAAAUGUUGUAAACAAUUAGAAUUAGAUGAUAGUUUAUUAGACAUUGAUACAAGUAUAUUUUUUAAUCAAGACCUAAGUAGUAUAGCUAAACAAAUUGAACCAUUUACAUUCACCUUACCAAAAGAAAGAGAAAUUGAAAUUUUUAAACAGCAAAAAGAACAACAAAGAGAAUUAGAAUUAGCAGCAUUACAGUCACCAUCACAACAACAAAAAGAACAGAAUUCAUCAAAAAUAUUUAAAGUUUUUUCAAAGAAAAGGGAUUCACAAAUAUCAGCAUCAGUGCCAUCAUCAACAAAUUUAUCAAAUUCAACUACUAUACCAACAGCAGCAGCAGCAACGACGACAACAGUAGCUACAAAUGCAACACCAUCAAAUAUUUCAAAUUCACCAACAUCAACACCAACUAGUCCAAUAGGUGUUAAAGUAAAUGCAACCAAUUCAGAUGAUAAGAAAGCAUUUAAAACAUUUUAUCCAUCAACUCAUAGUAGUAAUAGUGAGCACUCUGGUGGUUCACCAUCAUCUCCUUCAACAUUUGGUUCACUUUCACAUCACCGUAUUUCUGCAUCACUUUCAUCUAGAUCACUCCAAAACAAUGGUAUAGCUUCUUCUUCACCACCAAAAUCAUCAACAACACCAACAAAUAAUACAAUUAGUGAUAAUACAGGAAAAACACCACCAACAUCAUCAUCACCAUCAUUAUCAAAUAGUACUAGUAAAUCAAUAUCGUCAUCACCAAAUAGAAUUACUUCACCAAUAAUUAAUAAUAGAUCAUCAUCAAAUAUUACAUCUCCAAAGCCAUCAACACCAAAACAAAGACCAACAACCAUGACACCAAAUAAAAUUAACAUAACACAAGUUACAAGCCCACAAAAACCAAAAUUAAAAUACCUUAGAUCAAGUUCAAAAUCACUUAGCAUGGCAUCAUUACCAAAUCUUCCUUCAGAUGAUUUAAAUAAUAAUAAUAAUAAUAAUAAUGAAAAUAAUUAUUUAUCACAAUCAACAAUCCCAAUAGGAUCUCCAAUCCAAACUACCCCUCCAUUAGCAGGUACAACUACAAGCAACUCAUUACCAAAUAAUCAGCUUAUCAAUAAUAUGAACAUUAGUGUUAAUAAUUUAAAUAUUAGCACAAAUUCGACUAUAUCAAAUAGUAAUAAUUUAAAUAAUAGUUUAGCUGGUAAUCAAAAUAAUUAUUUAAAAUAUAUGAAGGGGUCACAAUUAUUUAAAAUCACAACAGAGUUAAUUCAUUAUGAUUUACCAUUGUGUUUAGAAUGUACAAAGCUUACAAUAUCGGAAAUAGAGGAUGAAACUUUAAUGCUCGAUGGGGAGAUUUCAAUUUAUAAUACUUACUUACAAAGAUUAGAGAACCAGAAAACAAAUGAACAAAUUGAGCAGAUAAAUGGCGAACUUGACGAGUUGGAGUGCGAAGAACAUAAUUUAAGACAGUUUAUUCAAGACACAUACAAGGAAAGAGAGGAUGUUGAAAUAUUAACAAACCAAUUACAAGAAAAACGAUCACAAUUAAAAUCACUAGAAGAUGGUUAUUGGAGUUCAUUUAGUGAGCUUCAUUAUGAAGCAUUCAAGAAUCAAGAUGAAAGAGAACAAACUGCAGUACAGAUUCAAUGGAUUAAUGAACAUUUAGAAAGUUUAAAGCAAACAAAUAUAUUAAACGAUGCAUUUCAUUUAUGGCAUGAUGGUCAUUUUGGAACCAUUAAUUCAUUACGUUUAGGUAAACUUCCAAGCCAACCAGUAGAAUGGAAUGAAAUUAAUGCUGCAUGGGGUUUAACAAUAUUUUUACUCGAUAAUAUAGCAAAGAAAUUAAAAUAUAAGUUUAAACAAUAUACAUUGGUACCAAAUGGUAGUUGCUCGAGAAUUGAAAAGAGAGAUGAUCCAUCAGCCGCUUCUUAUGAACUGUUUGGUUCAAAUGACAUCAGCUUGGGUCUUUUAUUCUGGUAUAGACGUUUCGAUAGUGGUAUGAUAGCAUUCCUCCAUUGUAUCAAAGAGUUGGUAGAAUUUAUUGUUGAAAAAGAACCAGAAUUCACUAUACCAUACCAAAUCGAAAAAGAUUUAAUUAAUGGCACUUCAAUUAAAAUGCAAUUUACAAAUGAUGAUACCUGGACAAAAUCUUUAAAAUAUAUGUUAACUAAUUUAAAAUGGAUUUUGGUUUGGGUCACAAAAUACGAAUCACAAUUAUCGCAUAAUAAUUACCAAAAAAAUCAACAAAAAAUUAAUCAAUCAAACCAACCACAACCACAACCACCACCACAACAACAACAAAAUAGUGUAAAUAAAAAAUAA
Dictyostelium purpureum is the source of this 2544-nucleotide messenger RNA. RefSeq lists its product as uncharacterized. The record is from RefSeq and is a predicted model, not a curated record. The transcript is spliced from 2 exons. Bases 232 to 2544 code for a protein of 770 amino acids. Lineage: Eukaryota; Evosea; Eumycetozoa; Dictyosteliales; Dictyosteliaceae. Gene Ontology annotation, cellular component: phosphatidylinositol 3-kinase complex, class III, type II; phosphatidylinositol 3-kinase complex, class III, type I; phagophore assembly site. Gene Ontology annotation, biological process: autophagy; autophagosome assembly; late endosome to vacuole transport.